Oryza sativa Japonica Group (Japanese rice) is the source of this 1396-nucleotide messenger RNA. Its product is annotated as protein PYRICULARIA ORYZAE RESISTANCE 21-like. Lineage: Eukaryota; Viridiplantae; Streptophyta; Magnoliopsida; Poales; Poaceae. Gene Ontology annotation, biological process: regulation of defense response to fungus. The record is from RefSeq and is a predicted model, not a curated record.
UUCUACUUGAAUAAGAGGGAUUAGGUUUUCAGCACGUUGAAGUGACCAAUCAUGGUAGACUCCUCUUCACCGACGAUUGACCGCAAUGUAAAGUACUAGUCGAUUAUAGUAUUGCAAUGACCAACAACCCUAUAAAUUUCACUCCUUUUUGGCAACAUGCCUCCACUCGAACUUGCUGAACUUUGUUAGGAUUAUAUUGUUGGAUCCAUCAUGGCAGACAAGCAAAUGGCCAGUUUGAUCAUUAAGGCAAAUCUCGAGUGUGAAAAGUGUUGCAAGAAGAUCCAGAAAGUCCUUAACAAACUCAAAGACAAGGAGAAGAUCAUUAACAUCGUUUAUGAGAACUCGAACAAUAGGGUGAUCAUAUCGGGCCAUUUCAAGCCAGAGGAGCUCGCCCAUAAGCUAAGAUGCAAGGCCUGCGGGGUCAUCAAAGACAUUGAAUUUGGGAAGCUUGCAGAGGCAAAGAAGGAGGAGAAGAAGCCGGAUCAGGCCAAGAAGGAGGAGAAGAAGCAGCCUGAGGAAAAGAAACCUGAGGAGAAGAAGAAAUCCGAGGAGGAGAAGAAGAAGGGCGACGAGAAGAAACCGGAGGAAGGCAAGAAGGAAGAGAAGAAGGAGGAGAAGCCAAAGGUGAAGGAGGAGACCAAGGCCACGCCGGCGCCGUCGUCGACGACGGUGAACCUGCAGUUCACCAACAUGUGCGGCAUCUGCUACCCGUGGCCGUGCAGCGACCCCACCCACUGGGGCGCCGGCGUCGUCCACCCGCAGUGGCCGCAGUGCGAAGCCCCGGCGGCGGCGUUGCCAGCGUUCGUCCCUGGCCACCACCACCACCAGCUCCCGCCAUGGGGCGGCGUUCCGGCGCCGAAGUGGCCAUGCGGAGGCCCCUCGUACUGCGGUGGGUGCGGCACCUGCCGCGGCGGCGGGUGGCCGGCGGCGGCGCCGAUGCAGGCGAUGUGCUGCCCUGGGCCGUCGUCGUGCAGAGGGUGCAAGGGUUGCCGGCUCGUUCAGGAGGGCAAGUUCGUGUACGAGGAGUACCCGGCGGCGAGCGCAUGUGCCGUCAUGUGAUGUGAUCAUCUUCCCCUCGCCGCAAUGUCAUCGUUGACAUUCUCUCGAUCUGUCUCUCUUUCUUUCUUCCAUCUGCAUCUGAUCUGAAGCUACUAGUGGUUUGUUCGGUCAUCCAACUGCAGCGAAGAAACUCUUCCAGCUGCCAUGUUCGCAUGCACGGCAGUUUCUUUUUUCCUCCUAAGUUAAACUAUUUUUGCUGGAGCAUUUAACCCUGUAAAUUUUUUUCAGUUUGUUCUACACUUUAUUUUACUCUGUAAUAGUAUUUCUCUCUUUCUUCCUCCUAUGUAAGUUGUAUUUUUCGUAGAAAUUUGAUAAAGAUGAUAGAUGUAUUAUACUA